Molecule: messenger RNA, 2585 nt
Organism: Ilyonectria robusta
Lineage: Eukaryota; Fungi; Ascomycota; Sordariomycetes; Hypocreales; Nectriaceae
Product: heterokaryon incompatibility protein-domain-containing protein
Exons: 1
Source: RefSeq, a predicted model, not a curated record
GUCCACUUUUCAAACACGGGAACAGUAGCAACUCCAGCCCAAGAUACGCAGAAUCGAGGGCGAGAACAAGCAAGAAGUCACCUUUAAGAAAUGCCCAGGAUGGACUCUGCCGAGGUUGUGGAUGGCCCCGACGUACCAUCCAUGAGUGUGAGCACCGAUUGCAUGAUUUGCGCCAAUCUGCGAAGGAUGUUCAUAGAGGACGAAUUUUGGGUGGACCUUGGAAUGAUCGACAAAUUGUUGGAAACUCGGUGUUCGGGGCACGACCCAUUACUGAAACAUUUUCGAGAGCAGUUUGAUGAUGCAAAUAACUCUCAGCUCGGCCAGGAGGAAGAAGACGAGGAGGGAGGAGAGGAGGGAGAAGGUGAACCGGGAGGGAGCGGAGCUAGGAAGAGUGACGAUGAGAAGAGCUCAGAGAGGGUCGAGAACAUAGAAGACGCCAAGAACAAAGAAGGAGAAGAAGGUAGCCCACAUGAGAAGCCCAAGGACGACAAACCUGGACCUGGACCCUACAACAUCUACCUCAGUCGGUAUGACGAACCGCACGGCCAAAUCCACAUCGAGGAAUCGUCCAAUAGUGGGAGGCUUUGGGAUGUGCUGCUGGCAAGAGGCAGGGAUGAGCCGCAGACUCCUGGCUACGGACGGGUUCUUGAUCCAGACUGGGUAAAUCUGGAAUUGGCUAGACAGUGGAAGAAGGACUGUUUUACCAAGCACGGCGACAAGUGCAGCAAUCCCUUCAAGAUCAAUCACGUUUCGCCAGCCUGGCUCAUCGAUACUGCCAACGACUGCCUGGUACCAGGCACCGAUAUAUCCGACUUUGUCACGCUGAGUUACAGAUGGGGCGACUCGGCGGCCUUCCGCUUAAACCGUGACUUACUGCCGACUCUUCUAAUGCCCGGGUCCUUAUCCCCCGAUCAGCUUGGUGCCGAGCUGCCACCGGGAAUCAGACAUGCGAUGCAGCUCGUACAUGAAAUAGAAGAACGCUAUCUAUGGGUAGACUCGGUCUGCAUCGUCCAGGAUGACAAGACGCACAGCAUGGAGCAACUACGGCUGAUGGGCGCCAUUUACUCGUCAGCAACCCUCACCAUCGUUGCCUCUGACGGAGAUGCCACCGAAGGCAUAUUGGGUCUACAGGGCUCAUCGCCGUCGCGAGAGUUUAAGCAAGCGGUGAUUCCUGUUUUCGAGAACGAAAAGGUCAUAGUUCGGCAGCUGCCCUUGCUGGAGAGUCUAUCGGGGUGCUCCUUGUAUUUCGAGCGCGGCUGGACGUUCCAGGAGUUUUACCUUUCUAAGCGACGUUUGAUCUUUGCGAACAACCAGAUGCAAUGGAGUUGUUCUUGUGCCGCCUUCCACGAGGAUCUCAUCGCGGCUGAAGAUGCAUCUGGCGGCCGAGAACAUGCGGACCGCUUGCUUUCGACUCUGCUGAACGGCCAGCCUGACUUUAGUGCCUUGUCCAGGUUACUCAGCGACUACAACCACCGCCAGCUCACGUACCCCGAAGACGCCUUGCCCGGGAUCAGUGGUCUCUUUGCUCUUCUUAGCCGAUCGUUUGAAGGUGGCUUUCUCUUCGGCCUACCCGAGACCUGCUUUGACUCGGCCCUGAUGUGGCGAACGAGUUUGACUACUGAGAUGACAAGAAGAGAGGAUUCUGGACGGACAAACCUGCUUGAUUGCGCAUCCCCGUUGCCAUCCUGGUCGUGGAUAAGCUGGGAAUGCUUUGCCAUGGCGAUCGUGACGGAAGAGACGUUCACAGUAGGGUCGAGAGGGUCUAGGACAAUGCCCAUCACGCAGUGGUACACGCACGCAACGCCAGACGCGACAGUGAAGGUGAAGCGGCCAAUCCAAGCCAACUGGUUCCGCUUGGCGGAAAAGUUCAAAGCAUCAGGAUAUGAGGUGCCUGAAGGGUGGACGAGAGAGGAGUACGAAGAAACCAAACACAACCCAGGUGAACACAAAGGGAGAGAUCCGCCUCACGGUCUCGGAAAAUACAUAUAUCGUCCCGUAGACGUCCCGGACCAGUACUUCUGGUUGCCAGUACCCAAAAGGACUGUCGGCGAGACGGCGGAGCCCUUCAACCCGCCACAGACGCCUUACAUAUCGUGCAGAACAUGGCGUGGCUGGUUCGCUGCCGCCCGGAUCCCCAACAGCAAAUUUUCAGAUAACGAGAUUGCUUACGAGAGACACAAGUUAGAGGCUGGACUAUUGGACCACCAAGGAAAUUACUGCGGUCGGCUGAACCUCCACACCACGGACGAUAUCUCCCUAUUCCCGGAGGCUGAUUCCGAUGUUGACUUCAAGGUUGAGCUCGUGGCCAUUUGCCGGAGAGAGGAAAUAGGAGGCGAGAACAGAUAUUGCGUGCUUUGGGUGGAGUGGGUUGCUGGCGUUGCAUAUCGAAAGGCUUCUGGCACCGUGAAUGAGCAUACAUGGGACAAACAUGGUGUUGAGGAGGUGGAUUUGAUUUUAGGAUAGUUGAAGCGUCUCCUGCAAAGGUUGGCUAGUGCAUGAGAGAGAUUUAAUAGAGUCAAUGCAAUGGUCCGAGACCACGAACUAAAGAUAGAUAUAUAGACAUAUAUUACCAGGUAUGCUCCAGC